Daucus carota subsp. sativus is the source of this 888-nucleotide messenger RNA. RefSeq lists its product as uncharacterized. Bases 1 to 888 code for a protein of 295 amino acids. Lineage: Eukaryota; Viridiplantae; Streptophyta; Magnoliopsida; Apiales; Apiaceae. Gene Ontology annotation, biological process: root development; shoot system development. The transcript has a single exon. The record is from RefSeq and is a predicted model, not a curated record.
AUGGCUUGUGCAUCAGAAGCCAACAACAGUCAUCAUAUCAGAUCGAUUAGCUUGCCUUCAAGAUCACAUCCAAAUAUAGUUGAAAUUGAUGAGGAGCUUAGGAAGCUCAAAACCCGCGAUGUAUCAUCAUCUUGUAAUGCAUCUGCGGUCUCCAGUGACCUAUUGACACUUGAAGGUCUGUAUAAGUGUAUUGCUGAUCUUCUAAACUUGCAACUUACGCAACAAGCCCUUUCUAACCAUCGCCAAGAGAAAUGGGUUGAUGAGUUGUUGGAUGGAUCUGUGAGGCUUUUAGAUAUAUGUGGCACCACAAGGGACUUCACGUCGCAGAUUAAAGAACACGUUGUGGAUCUUCAAUCUGCGAUAAGAAGAAAGAAGGGAGACUUGACCCUUGCCACCAGCAUAUCAAAAUUUAAUUCAUUCAGAAGAAAGAUGAAAAAACAAGCUAGAAAAUUGAUUGCAGAUUUAAAGCAGGUGGAUAUCAAAAUCACAUGCUCAGCAAUCUUCGACUUAGAUUACCACUUGUCAGAGGUGAUCAGAGUACUAAAGGAAGUUAGCUCAGUGGCCAUAUCAGUUUUCCAGUCCCUCCUGUUGUUCUUUUCUUCACCAGUUUCCAAAUCCAAGUCAACUAAAUGGUCAUUAGUUUCAAAAUUAAUACAAAAGGGAACUGUAACCUGUGAAGAGCAACUCCAAAACAAGAAUGAGUUGGAAAAAGUUGAUUCUGCACUAGACUCAUAUGAUUCGUGUGAAAGUGAAAAGAUUGAAAUCGCGCAAGAAAGGCUAAAGGCACUCCAUGAUGGCAUUGAACUCGUUGAAUCUGCAAGCGAGUGCAUGUCCAGAAGAUUGAUUAGAACAAGAGCAUCUUUUCUAAAUAUCAUCUCCAGCUUAUAG